Molecule: messenger RNA, 1496 nt
Organism: Rhododendron vialii
Lineage: Eukaryota; Viridiplantae; Streptophyta; Magnoliopsida; Ericales; Ericaceae
Product: glyceraldehyde-3-phosphate dehydrogenase, cytosolic-like
Exons: 12
Coding region: 222-1250 (342 amino acids)
Biological process (GO): glucose metabolic process
Molecular function (GO): NAD binding; oxidoreductase activity, acting on the aldehyde or oxo group of donors, NAD or NADP as acceptor; NADP binding
Source: RefSeq, a predicted model, not a curated record
UUGUUUUGGAGUACUACUUACAGCGGCUCCGCUUCCAGAAACUACGACUACUACUGCUGGUUUUCUUUUUCCCCAAGAGAGAGACAGACGGACAGACAAAGCAAAACCGCUCACUUCCAACGCCUUUAAAUCAAACCUCCACUCUUUCCUUCAUUCUCACAAAUCCACAUUCCUCUCUCUAACAACCUUCAAUACCCACUUCUGUUUCUCUCUCUAGACUCAUGGGUUCUGCUGAUAAGAAGAUUAAGAUCGGAAUCAACGGUUUUGGAAGGAUUGGUCGCUUGGUAGCCAGGGUAGCUCUCCAGAGGAACGAUGUUGAACUUGUUGCUGUCAAUGAUCCCUUUAUCACCACUGAUUACAUGACAUACAUGUUCAAGUACGAUAGUGUUCAUGGCCAGUGGAAGCAUCACGAUGUCAAGGUGAAGGACUCAAAGACCAUCCUCUUUGAUGAGAAACCAGUCACUGUGUUCGGCCUCAGGAACCCUGAAGAAAUUCCGUGGAGCGAAACUGGGGCUGAGUUUGUUGUUGAGUCUGCUGGAGUUUUCACAGACAAGGAAAAGGCUGCUGCCCACCUGAAGGGUGGGGCGAAGAAGGUGGUCAUUUCUGCCCCGAGUAAGGAUGCUCCUAUGUUCGUUAUGGGGGUUAAUGAGAAGGAUUACAAGCCCGAUAUGGACAUUGUCUCAAAUGCUAGCUGCACUACCAACUGUCUAGCUCCUCUGGCCAAGGUUAUUAAUGAUAGGUUUGGCAUUGUUGAGGGUCUUAUGACCACUGUUCACUCGAUUACUGCCACUCAGAAGACUGUUGAUGGGCCAUCAAGCAAGGACUGGAGGGGUGGAAGAGCUGCUUCCUUUAACAUUAUCCCCAGCAGCACUGGAGCCGCUAAGGCAGUUGGAAAAGUUCUGCCAGCACUGAAUGGUAAGCUGACUGGAAUGGCCUUUCGAGUUCCGACUGUCAAUGUUUCAGUUGUGGACCUCACCGUUAGGCUUGAGAAGGGGGCUUCUUACCAGGAAAUCAAAGAUUGUAUCAAGGAGGAAUCGGAGGGGAAACUCAAGGGGAUUUUGGGGUAUACUGAAGAUGAUGUGGUCUCGACAGAUCUCAUUGGUGACAGCAGGUCAAGCAUCUUUGAUGCCAAGGCUGGGAUUGCCUUGAAUGACCAUUUUGUGAAACUCGUCUCUUGGUAUGACAAUGAAUGGGGCUACAGUUCACGGGUGAUCGACUUGAUCGUACACAUGGCUUCCGUUCAAGCUUGAUUAGUAUCACCUCAGAUGAUGCAUAGAACUAGAAGUUUUGCUCGUGUUGAUGGGUAGUUUUUGGGUCUCUUGAGGUUGGUAGUUCUGAAUAAACAUCAGGUCUUCUGUACUUAAGUUGUUGACUAUGUCUGGGUCUUAAGUUGUUGAACACCGUCCUUGUUUUUUAUGUUGACUCAUGGAGUCUUCCUGGGUUUUUCCUUGUUGCUCUGUUUCCUGAGUAUAAUUAGUGGAAUAUUUUCUAGAAUA